Molecule: messenger RNA, 2842 nt
Organism: Drosophila mojavensis
Lineage: Eukaryota; Metazoa; Arthropoda; Insecta; Diptera; Drosophilidae
Gene: shakB
Product: innexin shaking-B
Exons: 9
Coding region: 437-2023 (528 amino acids)
Cellular component (GO): plasma membrane; gap junction
Molecular function (GO): gap junction channel activity
Source: RefSeq, a predicted model, not a curated record
ACAAAACGCAGCCGGUCACGAGUCACCAGCCACGAAUUGCUCGUGAAGGUGUGUAGUAGGAGUUGGAGUCACAGUUGGAGUUGGAGUGGGAGUUGGAGUCGGUAAUCGCGUGACCGACAAGUUUUACACACUUGGCAACGUAAUUGCUUAUAAAACGUCGCCGUGCCGCAAAAGAGUGCCGAUAACAGACCCAAACCGUUUAUAACAAUUAUACGAGCCAAGCAGCCAUUUGGGACCUGGGCUGGGCUGGGCUGGACUGGACUGGACUGGGGUUGACUGCGUGCACACUUUGCCAGCACUUGACCAAUUAAGCGACAGGCGUGAGUGUGAAAAAGGCUGUCGAGCUGGUGGGCUGGCGAUUCGGCUGCCCCGGCUCCAGCAGCUCAAGCAGCUCUCCCGGCUCCCCGCGGUGGGAGUGGGAGCGGGUAUUGGCUAAAUGUAUAAGCCCGAUACGUUAACGAGGCGCGGCAGUCUGAGAUCUCUGCGCAGCGCACCGCUGCUCAGUACGGUGCUGGAGAGCACGCUCUCGCUGACCCGCAUCCAUCCGAUUGCUUCGCUGGAGCUACCCGGCCUCGACUAUGCCGUCCAAUCGCAGUCAGCCAUUGGCGCCUUCCAUCAUCGUGAGCUAGGCACCUCCCUGCGCAGCGGCAUCGCAGCUAUCACAGCGGCCAGCGCCAGUGCCGCCGGUGGCAUCUCUCAAUCCCAGAGCGCACUGCUCGGACGAUACGGUCCAAACGCCUCCAUACGCAACAACGAACGAAAGAUUGUUCAGCCGAAACGCGUUCUAUCGCGGAAGCUAAAGCCACAUCUGGUCGCCGACACCGUCAAGCAGUACAUAAGUCGGGCGCAACGAACGACAAAGAAGGGUUCUCAAGAGCAACAAAAUAACAUGGAGUUUUUACGUGGUGUCUAUGCGUUUAUGCAAGUGAGUAGAUCAUCGGUGUCUCAUGUCAAAAUCGAUUCACCUGUUUUUCGCCUGCACACAAACGCAACGGUUAUUUUACUGAUCACAUUCUCGAUUGCUGUGACAACGCGGCAGUACGUAGGAAACCCCAUAGACUGUGUACACACAAGAGACAUUCCGGAAGAUGUUCUCAACACAUAUUGUUGGAUACACUCAACGUAUACAGUUGUGGAUGCGUUCAUGAAAAAGCAAGGUUCCGAGGUGCCUUUUCCUGGAAUUCACAAUUCACAGGGGCGUGGCCCUCUAACAAUAAAGCACACAAAAUAUUAUCAAUGGGUAGCGUUUACACUAUUUUUUCAGGCAAUCUUAUUUUACACACCAAGAUGGCUGUGGAAGUCUUGGGAGGGUGGCAAAAUUCAUGCGCUCAUCAUGGACUUAGAUAUAGGCAUUUGUUCCGAAGCCGAGAAAAAACAAAAAAAGAAAUUACUUUUAGAUUAUUUAUGGGAAAAUUUAAGAUAUCACAAUUGGUGGGCGUACAGAUACUACGUGUGUGAGCUGCUCGCCCUGAUAAAUGUGAUAGGUCAAAUGUUUCUUAUGAAUCGAUUUUUCGAUGGUGAAUUUAUGACAUUUGGCUUGGAUGUGAUAGAUUAUAUGGAGACCGAUCAGGAAGAUCGCAUGGAUCCGAUGAUUUACAUAUUUCCCAGAAUGACCAAAUGUACAUUUUUUAAAUAUGGUUCAAGUGGGGAGGUGGAAAAACACGACGCCAUUUGCAUUUUACCAUUAAACGUUGUUAAUGAGAAAAUUUACAUUUUCCUUUGGUUUUGGUUUAUAUUAUUAACGUUACUCACAUUAUUAACGCUAAUAUACAGGGUGGUUAUUAUAUUCUCGCCUCGAAUGAGGGUAUAUUUAUUUCGAAUGCGAUUUAGGUUAGUGCGUCGAGACGCAAUUGAAAUAAUCGUUCGUCGUUCCAAGAUGGGCGAUUGGUUUUUGUUGUAUUUAUUAGGUGAAAAUAUAGAUACAGUUAUAUUUCGUGAUGUUGUACAGGAUUUAGCAAAUCGCUUAGGACAUAACCAACACCACAGGGUGCCUGGAUUGAAAGGUGAAAUACAGGAUGCAUGAUAUUGGGAGUAUUAGAAACAAUACAAAAUGCAAUAUGUCGUCUCAAUAUGAAAACCACAACAACAACAACAACAACAACGUUCAACUAUUUUAGUACAACAACAACAACAGCAGCAGCAGCAACCGCUUCAUAAGUUCAACACAAAACUGAAAAAAAUAUAAAACGUAUCUUACAAAUACAACCAAAAAAACUAUCGUCAAUGCUAGCACAUCGAAGUCAUUUUCAAUCAACAAGAGAGUAAAGCACAGAGUCGCCUCAGUAACGAUAACGAUAACGAAACAGAUACCGAUAACGAUCAACGAUCAACGAUAAGCGAUAAACGAGGCGAGAUAACGACAAGGUUUAGGAUAAAUAAAGGCUACAACAAUAGACCAAAGCACACAACGAAUGAAAGCGGACUAAGCCGAACCAAAGUUAAAGUCAAAGGCAAGGAAUACGAAACCAACAACAACAACAACCAAACAACAACAACCAAACAACAACAACCAAACAACAACAACAAUCAACAACAACGAAUAUUAAAGUCAAAACCGAUAGACGAAGCACCGGAUAUGGAUGAAUACCAAUCACGAGUAGCAGCCGAAGGGAAAGGAGUUUGGGCGCAUCAGCCGCCAUCUGGCUGCUGUGCCCAAGGGCAUCGCGAGCAGGUUGCACGUGGCGCCUGCAGCUGCCCGCAUGCCCCAUGGAUUCAAGUCAAAUGUUAUGAAAAUAGUAUGUUGCCCAGAGACAAGGACAAAGUGUGUAUGCGAAAUGGAAGAGGAAAAUGGAAGAAGGAAUGGAUUCGAACAGCACGAAGGGAAUGGAAAGUCGAGGAACAU